Stegodyphus dumicola is the source of this 1212-nucleotide messenger RNA. RefSeq names its product cdc42 homolog. NCBI's taxonomy places the organism in Eukaryota, Metazoa, Arthropoda, Arachnida, Araneae, Eresidae. Gene Ontology annotation, molecular function: GTP binding; GTPase activity. The record is from RefSeq and is a predicted model, not a curated record. Gene Ontology annotation, biological process: small GTPase-mediated signal transduction.
AAACGCUUAGCAUUACCAGUAUAGGUAUUCAGUCUAAAAUAAUUGCAUCGUGAAACAUUUUUAUGUGAUAUUAGAAACGAAUAAAGAGAGAGACGAAAAAUUACAGACAACUGUCAACUAAAAAAGCCUUAGAUAGUAUUAAGCAAAUGAAUGAAUGUUAUGAGAAUUAUCAUUAAAAGACCUUGGCAUAGUGAAACUAUUAUUAUCUGGUAUUCGCAGUGAAUAAAGAUAAAGAAAAUACGGACAAAAUUUCACCUAUAAUACCCAGGUUUGGAUGACUUUGCCUAUGUCGGUUGCCCAUAUAUGAUUGUGGAGAGGUCACUAGAAAAGUUUGUCCGCUAAACUAAUAUACUGUGAUAAAUUCCAACUUUGCGCUUGCCUGUGACUCACAAUUGAUCUGAUGUGUGGUACUUAAACCUGUUUUAGAGCGGAUAUCACUGAUUAUUAUUAUAUGUAAACUGUUGUGCUGGACUUUUGAUAUCAUUCCAUACGAAACUGGGGAAAUCAUGAAGCAUAUCAAGUGCGUAUUAGUUGGAGAUAAGGAUGUCGGAAAAACGUGCCUUCUAAUUUCAUAUUCAAUGAAUCAGUUUCCGUCUGAAUAUGUUCCUGCUGUUCAGGAAUGUUGUGGCCUUGAUUUUAUUGUUGGCAAAGAAAACUAUGUUAAUUGCUUGUUUGAUACGCCAGGGGAAGAAGAUUAUGAUCGUCUCCGACCAAUAUCCUAUCCCCAAACAGACGUUUUCCUUGUGUGUUUUUCUGUUGCGUCACCUUCUUCUUUUGAGAAUGUUAAAGAGAAAUGGAUUCCAGAAAUUACUCAUCACUGCCAGGAAACACCUUUUCUCUUAGUUGGAACUCAGAUUGAUUUAAGAGAUGACGUGAAGAUAGUACAAGAAUUAGCUAAAAGUAGACAGAAGCCUAUUACGUAUGAUCAGGGAGAAAAAUUGGCAAAGGAGUUGAAAGCUGUGAAAUAUGUUGAAUGUUCAGCUAAAACUCGGGAAGGACUAAGGAAUAUUUUCGUGGAUGCAAUCCUAACUGCUUUAAGCUACCCAAGAAACAAGAGACAUAGAAAAAUUCUAAAAGGUUGCAACAUUUCGUAAUUGACUUUUGCACGUUCUAGAAAUUUGUUUUCAUCAAAUGAAUGUAAGGAUUUUAAAGCGUGUACAGCAUAAUACAAGUGUUUUAGAAUAAAAUCAUUUAUUGUCCAUUUCAUCCAAA